AUGGUUUAUAUACCUGCUUGUCGUGGGGAUAAACAUGACGAGCCAGUCAGUCCUAUAGUAGACGUGGUGGACUGUGAGGUUCAUGCUAACCAGCUGGUUGUGGACGCUGGGACGGUACACACGCUUCCUGCUGGAGCGGACUUCCUGAUGUGCUACUCUGUGGCCGAGGGUUAUUUCUCCCACAGAGAGACGUUGAAUGGAUCGUGGUACAUCCAAGACCUAUGUGAUGUGCUCCAGGAGUACGGAACGCGGCUGGAGAUCACAGAGAUGAUGACGCUAGUUAACCGCCGGGUGUCGCUGCGACGCGUAGAGAACUGUGCCGACCGCAACGCCAUCGGGAAGAAACAGGUCCCCUGCUAUACCUCUAUGCUCACAAAGAAACUUUACUUCAGAUCCAAGAAGCUCUGAGACCAAGAUAGCAACUUUACUUCAGAUCCAAGAAGCUCUGAGACAAGUUAGCAACUUUACUUAAGAUCCAAGAAGCUCUGAGACAAGAUAGCAACUUUACUUCAGAUCCAAGAAGCUCUGAGACAAGAUAGCAACUUUACUUCAGAUCCAAGAAGCUCUGAGACAAGAUAGCAACUUUACUUCAGAUCCAAGAAGCUCUGAGACAAGAUAGCAACUUUACUUAAGAUCCAAGAAGCUCUGAGACAAGAUAGCAACUUUACUUCAGAUCCAAGAAGCUCUGAGACAAGAUAGCAACUUUACUUCAGAUCCAAGAAGCUCUGAGACAAGAUAGCAACUUUACUUAAGAUCCAAGAAGCUCUGAGACAAGAUGGCAACUUUACUUAAGAUCCAAGAAGCUCUGAGACAAGAUAGAAGACAAGAUACUCAUAUGAACCUCUAACACAGAUUUAUGUCUCAAUUCAAUCCUUAGCGCUGGAGCCCUUACAAUACUGUACCAGAUUCAAGAUACUCAACUGAGGCAAGACAUUCUACAUGAUCUACUCCCGGGUCAAAACAAGACAUUCUACUCUACAGAAUCAAGACACUGAACAAAGAUAUUCUGAGACACUAAAAAACAAAAUAUAUUUUUACAGGAUCAAGAUACUGCACUAAGACAAGAUACUCCACUACCAAUUCACAAGUAUAGAGGUCCUAUUAAAUCACUAGA
Oncorhynchus keta (chum salmon) is the source of this 1114-nucleotide messenger RNA. Its product is annotated as caspase-6-like. The record is from RefSeq and is a predicted model, not a curated record. The transcript has 4 exons. Gene Ontology annotation, molecular function: cysteine-type endopeptidase activity. The coding region runs from base 1 to 408 and encodes 135 amino acids. Gene Ontology annotation, biological process: proteolysis. Lineage: Eukaryota; Metazoa; Chordata; Actinopteri; Salmoniformes; Salmonidae.